GUACCAUUGUAGAUAUAAAUACGCUUUACCUACUGAAACUCCUGUUGUAUUGUACAAUUUUAAGAUUUUUUUACUUGAUUAAUUUACAGUGUUUUAUCAACAAAACUGUUGAUUUCUGUUGUAAUGGCUCUUUGUGUCUGUAAAUGUUUGAAUGUAAACUUGGAAAGUGAAAAAUUUGAAGAUAAUGUCGAUAUUGAGAAGCUGGAAAUAUCAACUACCGAACAAAGGGAUAUUUUUUUCAGUGAGAAACUUCUGUCAUGUUUUGUUAGCUCUUUAAAAAUAAAAGUCACACAGCAAGCUUUGUUGGGUUUACGCACGGUGGGUCGCUGGGUCAUCCACUCGUGCCUGGCUUGCAACCAAAGCACUCAUGCUGUAUUAAGCGACCGAACAAAUGGAGAGAGCAUUGCUCUUAUUAACAAAUCCACUCUUACAACUGUGGAACGGGUGAAUACUCUGAGAAAAUCAAAUAAUUUCUCACCCGUCUUCAAUUUAUUGGUGCCUGAAGUAACCAAUGAUAUUGAUAUGAAAGAAAACAUAGACACAAAUAAUCGCAUGUUUAAUGAUAGUAAAGUGUGGCCAACACAGCAGAUGAUUGGUAGCCUUAGCAAGCAACUCAACCAGACCCUGCAAUCCCAGCUAGAAGCUAUUGAAGAUUCGGUCCGACAAUUCAGAGAUCAGAAGUAUGCAGAGUAUGAAGCUUACAGAGAAAGAGCUCAAAGAGAUCACAAGAUUUUAGCUAGCAUUGUAAGCAAGGCGCGGACAUCUGCAGUGGACAGUGAGGGCUGGAGCGUGGACACAUCCAUUGACAAUGGUCCCCCAUCACCACAACUACCUCCACUACAGAGAAGAAGACUGUCCUCUUUUAGAGAUGCCAAAAAAGUUUCACAAAAUAAUAUUAAGGCUAUAAACUUCCCGCCGGAAGAUGAUUCUUUAGAUGCGGAGGAGCUUUUUGACUUAGAAGGCAUGGACUCGCGUGGUAACGUGACAUCAGACCAUGAUGACUAUGAUUCUGAUCAAGAAAGCAACGAUGAAGGCAUUCAAAUGUCACGGCGCCGCGUCAACGCCGCCAGUGAUAUUGCACAUUCGCUGCCGAUCGAUAUGCCUAAAUUUCCUAAUGAUCGGGCCACACGUAGAGAAAUUGAUGAUGAUGAGGAGCCGCAGGACAUAGCGGCCAGCAUCAAAGCACUGGCACGGUCGGUGCACGGCGACGUGUUUGAACUGCCGCGCCCACGUUUCUCCACUCAGAUCUAGCUGUAGUCGGCAUUUCUUGCUCAGACCUCUCGCCUUACCUAUGUAAAAUUUCUUUAAAACUUUACUUUGUAAGGACAAGUCCUGAUCUACAACAAUAGUUAUGUCGAAAUUAGAAUAUCUCAUCGAGUUGUGUAUAUUUGAGCGUGUUUGCGUAUCAGAGUAAGCCUGAGGCCACACACUGGUGCUUUAGAUCGUGAUCACAGUGACCCAACUCGCUGUUGCCGAAUAACGACACAGCUAGUGGCUGUGGCAGUGUAUCUACAUCGUGAUAUAGAGCAGAUGAUGACAGCUUCGCCAUUUGUUCGUAGUCAUAUAAAACAGAAAAUAUGAGGUUUCAUUGAAUCGAAAAAGACAAACGAUGUAGCUAAGUUCGACUUGAUAAUAGGCCAUAUUUUUUGUAUUGUCAUGACGCAUGACUUAGGAGUUAAGAAAUAAAUAUAAAGCAGCUUAAUAAUUUUUAUAAUAUGAAUAAAUACAUUGAAUAUUAUGAUGAAAAAAAAAAACAAGUUCAAUAUUCCUUAACCACUGAAAAUCAACUACUGCUCGGAAUCCACGGAGGAGCAAUAUAUGAACUGUCUAUUUUGCAGACUCAAUGAAGUUACACGGUAUUAUAUGAUACUUUUUAUACAAAUAUGAUCUGAUAAUUUCAUUAAAACCUGAAAAUCAUUUACUAUUAAACAUUAAAAAGUAAGCCUGCUAAUUCUGUUUGUCUCACUUAUAAUACCAACAUAAUAGAAAAGUAAGACUAUAAGAAAGAGGCUAUAAAACGUUACAAUAAUGAGCGUAUCUAAUUAUAUAGACAACCCAAAUUGUUACAGUGUAUAUGCAUUAAGGCAGUUGAGUAUAACUUCUAAGAAUUAGAAAAAUUAGCCCGGAGACCUGGAGGUCAGAUCCAUCCGCAACAACUUGUAUCUUGUAAUAUAUACUGGACGACGCACAAUAAGUCUCUUGAAGUGGAAUUAUUCCAGUACCUGUUAUAAUAUAGUUUAAACUGUAAUGAUCACUUUGUCAUAUACCUCUAGAUACAAACGCUUUACACAGUUAAACAUUUUUAUUCUUGUCUGUGUGAAUAAAAAUAAUAAAAUGUUUAAUUAUUCAAUCAUAACUAAUGAAAUAAUAUGUAUAUAAUAUAUUGUACAUUCAAAUUUUCUGUAAAAAAUAAUAUCACAUUGACAAUCGAUCCCAUAUAAAAAUCUGAAAUAUAUCCGAAAAUAUAAUAAGAAAUAAACAAACGCAGGCAACGAUUUUGAUGUAAAAAUGCAUAAACAGUGGCGCGUUUUCUUUUGUUUAAAAAAUAUUCUUUAGUCAAAAGUUGCUUAUGACCGGAAAAGAUAUAAUAAUUAAUCUAAGGUGUUAGCUAAUUUUUGACACUCGAUACUAUCUGGAGAUAUAUGAUCUUGAAUUUUCAAUGCAUAUAGUGACGUGCCAACCGUUAAUAAUUUUAUUAAGAAUAUAAAAGUCCUGGUCGACUUGAAAAAUAUCAUAGUUACGGGUCUGGCUUACAUUAGUCUCGGUAUAUGAGUGGAAGCAUAUUUGUGUCUGUGACAUGUUAAAUGUAUAUAAAAUUAUAUGUGAGUAACAAGUAAAUUUAUAUAACUAUCAUAAUGAAAUGUUAACAUCUAAGUCAUAUCUCCGUUAAUAGAGACUUUUCUAUUAUUUUUAUCAGGUGUUAUCUUAUUGAUAAGUGAAAAUGUACAAAAAUAUUAAUACUUGCAUUUCUUACUAGUCUUUUAGGGUCACGAAUAAUUUUUUUUUCAGGAUUAAGUGUACCAAAUCAUGUCAUAUUUAAAAAAAAAACAUUAAAUGUACAUAAAAUAACCAUUGUUAUUGCUUUUGACGAAAAUUAAAAUUUUUGACAUACAUUUAUUUUUAUAACCAUUUUGAAUGUUUAUGAGAAUGAAACUAUUGACUCGAAGAGUGGGCUUCAUUGAAGUUGUAAGCAUUCAUUUAUAUUAUGAUUUUGUUUUGUAAACGUAAACUGUAUUUUUAAGUUAGUAUCUAUUUGAUAUAUUGUGUUAAACUGAACAAAUUAUCCACGACAAUUCAGUGUCUUCCAGUAGCACUGUCCUGUAAAACGGAAUACGUGAUCUUUUAAUUGUGAUGUCAGUUCCAGUCAGUUGUUUUAUUUUAGUUGUUUCAUUGGUGUGACGUAUAUGAGAGGGAAUUUGAUUGUAUUGAUUUAGAGAUCAUAUAAUAAAGAUAUUGACCGUGA
Messenger RNA from Galleria mellonella (greater wax moth), 3463 nucleotides. RefSeq lists its product as uncharacterized. The record is from RefSeq and is a predicted model, not a curated record. NCBI's taxonomy places the organism in Eukaryota, Metazoa, Arthropoda, Insecta, Lepidoptera, Pyralidae. Bases 124 to 1251 code for a protein of 375 amino acids. The transcript has 7 exons. Gene Ontology annotation, biological process: neurotrophin TRK receptor signaling pathway; negative regulation of protein kinase activity; negative regulation of TOR signaling. Gene Ontology annotation, cellular component: cytoplasm.